GUGUGAUACGUCAGGGAAUUUCCAGUAAGGAAGUCAAGUUUCUCUACAAACUUGAUUCUGGCUGAUAUUCUUGGUAUCAUCAAUGAAAGAAUAUUAUCAUUGAUGUGUCUGCUUGUACUUUCUAAGUACCAUUAGUACCUAGAUUUUUAAAAAGAAGCCGUUAGCUAUAAUUCAAAUGAGGAGAGUACCGUAAGUAGCUUAGGUUAGUGUGUAUCAACAAACACACGCUCAGAAGCCUACAUGGAGCACUAAGUUAGCUAGCUAGCUAGCUACUUUGUUUUUAAUCAUUCAGUAUUUGCUUUCGGCCAGGCAACAAAUUCAUGUUGAUCCUCUAUCUUGGACACUUUUUCGCAAAGGAACCAUGACUGAAGAGGAUGCAUAUCACCCACAGUUCAUUGACUAUGAUCCGUGGAUUCAGCCCAUGGACCAGGCUUUCCCGGCCAUGCCCCACACCAGCACUCCAAGGAUAGAGGGACCUUGUCUUCAAAUUACAGAACAGCCUAAACAGAGAGGAUUCCGAUUUCGCUAUGGCUGCGAAGGCCCCUCCCACGGCGGCCUCCCAGGUGCCUCCAGCGAGAAGAACAGGAAGACCUACCCCCAGGUCAAGAUCUGUAAUUAUCACGGCCCGGCCCGGGUUGUGGUUCAGCUGGUGACCAACACCAAGCAUCCCAACCUGCACGCGCACAGCCUUGUGGGAAAGCAGUGUGAGAAGGGCAUCUGCAUUUCCGACCUCCAACCCAAAGACUCCUGCAUCAGUUUUCCUAAUCUGGGUAUCCUGCAUGUGACCAAGAAGAACGUGAGCAAGACCCUGGAGGACAGGAUGAGUGAAGCCUACAUCCUGGGCUACAAUUACGGAGUCGCCAUCCACCCUGACAUAGACUCGCUUUCUGGGGAAACGCACAUCCAUAGGGAGCUGACGGAGCAGCACAAGAUCCUAAUCAGGCAGUCUGCCGCGCAGCAGGCCAAGGACAUGGAUCUGAGCGUGGUGCGUCUCAUGUUCACCGCCUUCCUUCCCGACGGCGAGGGAGGCUUCACACGCAGGCUCGACCCCGUCAUCUCCGAGCCUAUCUACGACAGCAAGGCCCCAAAUGCCUCGAACCUGAAGAUCGUUCGGAUGGACCGCACAGCGGGCUGUGUGACCGGGGGAGAGGAGGUCUACCUCCUGUGCGACAAAGUCCAGAAAGAUGACAUCCAGGUUCGGUUCUACGAGGAGGACGAGACGGGUAACUCUUGGGAGGCGUUUGGCGACUUCUCCCCGACCGACGUCCAUAGACAGUUUGCCAUCGUCUUUAAGACCCCCAAGUACCGAGACCAGAACCUGCAGAAGCCGAUCUCCGUAUUCGUGCAGCUGAAGAGGAAGUCAGACAACGAGACCAGCGAGCCGAAACCCUUCACAUACCACCCACAGAUCAUAGAUAAGGAGGAAGUACAGAGGAAGAGGCAGAAGACCUUGCCAAACUUCCCAGACUACGGUGGAGCAGGGGGCGGAGCCAGCAACAUGUACAGAGGGACAGGGGGUGGUCCCACAGCAGGGGGCGGGCACAGCAGUGGAGGAGGAGCAGGUCACUACUACCAGGGAUAUUCUACUUUUAACAACUUUAACUCCAGCUAUGGUUAUCCUCCCUCCAUGGGUGGGGGAGGUGCAGGUGUCAAGCACGGAGCCGGUCAGGGUCCUGUGGAAGACACUGACGAAGAUGGCGACUGCGAUCCGGACGAAGACCCGGCCUCAGGCGGUGGUAUCCGAGCCCAUGUCCGGGCCGGGGUCACAGCGGCGGGAGAGGGGAUUGAGGAGAGUGGAGCCGUGGACCCGGAACCUGCAGAAUGUGUGUUUGAGCCUCAUCUUGCCGAGCUGGCUAAAAAACACACGCGUGCGCUGUUCAGCUACGUGAUCACCGGGGACAUCUGCAACCUGUUGGCCCCACAGCGCCCCCUGAUGGCUGCUCAGGAUGAGAACGGAGACACUGGGCUGCAUUUGGGUGUGAUCUACAGUCAGACUGAUGCGGUGAAGAACUUAGCACAGGUUAUUACUGUGAUCCCUGGAGAAGAUGUACUUAACAUGAGGAAUGACCUGUAUCAGACGCCUUUGCACCUUGCGGUGGUGACUCGGCAGAAAGAGGCAGCAGAGGCUUUACUUAUGGCUGAAGCUGAUGUCACGCUCACCGAUCGCCAUGGUAACACAGCACUGCACCUGGCUGCCCAGCAGAAAGAUGGAGAAAUGGUGCAGUUACUGCUACGCCACAGAGCUGCGCUGGAGCUAACAGCAAUGGCCAACACAGCCGGCCUGUGUCCACUGCACCUGGCUGUGGUGGCCAACAGUCUGGGCAGCGUGAGGGCACUGCUGAAGAGUGGCGCGAGCCCGGAGGUUCAGGAGCGCACCAGCGGCCGCACACCGCUUCACCUAGCAACCGAGCAUGACAACGUCUCCCUGGCCGGCUGUCUGCUGCUGGAGGGUGAUGCCAAGGUGGACAGCCUGACCUAUAACGGCUCCACCCCCCUCCACAUCGCAGCAGGGCGGGGCUCCCCGAAACUGAGUGCACUUCUUGUGGCCGCAGGUGCAGACCCUCGUAAAGAGAACUUCGAGCCACUGUUCUUCAGUGACGAGGAGUGCAGUGCUCUAGACGAGGAAGCCGAGGAUGAUGAGGGCUAUGUUCCAGGGACCACCCCACUGAACAUGGCCGCGUCACCCGAGGUGCGGGAAAUUCUCAACGGAAAGCCUUACCAGCCGAGCAUUGCCGUCGAGCCGCAAGGGGACAUGCGGGACCUGGAUGGCGAGACCAAGCGGGCACUGUGCCAGUGUGUGGAGGAGUCGCUGGGUGGCUGGGAGAACCUGGCGCAGGCCCUUGGCCUGGGCGUGCUCACCAACGCAUUCCGCCUGUGCCCCCAACCCACCAGUGCGCUGAUGGACAGCUAUGAGGUGUCGGGUGGGACGAUUCGCGAGCUUCUUGCCGGCCUGAAAAGCGUUGGGAAUAGCGGCGCAGUGCGGAUACUGCAGGAGCACUGCAUGUGUGACGACACUGACAACAUGCACACCACCCAGCCACUCCCGGCUCCAGCUCGGGGUCUGUCUGAGGAACUGCGGGAGCAGAAGUUGUCUCCAGGAGACGAGGUUGGGGGUUGUGACAGUGGUGUGGAGUCUUUUCAGAGACCCAGCCUCAUCCUGACUGAUUUGCUCUGCGCACACCCGGAUCCGGGGUUCCCCGCCACCCUGACUGAAGCCUGACCCCAGAACUCUUACCCCGAUCCAUCAUGGAGCCAGUUGCCCGCCCAGCAAUGUUGCCAAAGCCCUCAACCAUCGACCUCUGAACUUUUAACCCUAAAAUCUGUACCCUUUGGAGCGACCUGCACACACUUUACCACUCUCCUCACCAUCCAGUUACCACCUGUGUACCUGGAAGCCCAGAGCCAGCCAUACUCCUCUGCAGCUGCCAAUCAAAUCUAGGACACACCCCUGAACUGUGUAAAGUGGGAGUGACGUCUGCAGAAGCUCUGGAUUUGUGCCUAUUGCGCAGCUCCUGGAAGAGCGAUUACCUAAGGAGUGCUAUAUUUUAUGGCUACAUAGAUCAUUUCUUUUUUUUUGUAUAUGAAUACUUUGAUCUGACUAUGCACCUGGUCGAGCCUUUCAGUUUUGUUUUGUUUUGUUUUUUUAAUUUAAUUGCUUGAAUUAUUAUUGUUAUUAUUCCGUACAGUUGUGUCUUUUGUUUUUGUUUUUUUUAUUUUAUUCGUUAGAUAUUGGUGAUAUGUUUUUCACAAAAGACGAGGUAAAAUGUACCUCAUGGCCCGACCCUCCUUUUCUCUUGGCAGAACGGAAUAGAUGCUAAUCCUAAUAUCUGAAUCGAUAUUAAUCCUAGUCUCAAACUAGUGAGGAUUUCUGGCCCUCACUGUAUAACUCCUUAAAUAAUCUGACUCCCAAUGAAGCAAGCAGCCCUGACUUGCUAUCCUUUUGUAUGUGAAAUAGUGAAAAUUUCAGUUCAUUAUUCAGGGCUUAUAAUGUUAUCUUUUUUAUGUUAAGUGGUUUUAAGUGAAUCUCGCCUCAGGAAUGGCGCACGCUAAGAGCACAUGAAAGCGAAGAUAAACGGCCCUUGUGUUUAGCGCUGGCUCGUGCUUUGUUUACCAAAGCUUCGCAUUCAGAG
Molecule: messenger RNA, 4130 nt
Organism: Electrophorus electricus (electric eel)
Lineage: Eukaryota; Metazoa; Chordata; Actinopteri; Gymnotiformes; Gymnotidae
Gene: nfkb1
Product: nuclear factor of kappa light polypeptide gene enhancer in B-cells 1
Biological process (GO): signal transduction; regulation of DNA-templated transcription
Cellular component (GO): NF-kappaB p50/p65 complex; cytoplasm
Molecular function (GO): DNA-binding transcription factor activity, RNA polymerase II-specific; protein binding; RNA polymerase II cis-regulatory region sequence-specific DNA binding
Source: RefSeq, a predicted model, not a curated record